GCAGGCUGCAGAUCUCUCUAGUCAAUUUCAUGCUGCAGGUGCAAUUGUUUCGAGUUACUGAUAGAUCAGUGAUACUUGCCCGGCGUCUUUGUAGCAUCUAUCUCCUCUUCCUUAUGUUUUCCAUUUAGACAUAGUGCCUUUACUGCUUACCUUUACAUUUGGUGUGCACUGUCUGAGGGUGUCUCAUCCUGCAGUCCGCCUGGCUUCGCAGUGCGUCUUAAAGAAACAUUACUUUUUUGUCUUUCUUUUUGAUCCUGUUCUGUCUAUUUGAGUGGAUUACAUUUUUAAUGAAAGGGUUCUUUGUACAUCGACGCAUUUCAUAUUAUGAUUAUAAGAUUAUCGUUUAACCCAUAUGAUUAGGAGAUGGACGUAUAGCCAACUGUUUGAAGAGGAUCGUCGUACAAUCCGUUUAACUCUUUGAAGCUGGGGGCACGACUGACACAGGUUGGAAGAUGUUUUUAUCGAAAAUAAGAUAUUCAUCAACUGGACUGAAGAAUAUCGACACAUUUCUAAGUUUCUAAACCAAAGUUGGAGGUUCUGUAGCUUGCAAUAAACGAGAAUGGAUUCAAGGUGGAUUUACACGAUUUUAAAGGAUUGCUUCAUAAAUAGGGAUUGAACAAGAAUGACUAAAUCCCCUUUUUGUAAAUCUUUUUCCUCGGAAGAUUGCAAAGGUGGAGCGAUCAGGGAAGGCUGAUGACGGACCUGUUAAUCCUUUCAGUGCAUCAAAAGCACCAAAAGGUCUUGGAAACGUUUGGAUGGAAAUCGGGCGAAUGUUUAGACCUGGUCAUAGUUUUAUAUGAAACUGGUGAUUAGUUGUUUUUUAAACCGUGGAAUUCGUUUUUUUUUUAUCAUUAUUAUUUUUUUUUUGGUUUUUUUUUUGUUUUUCCUUCUCCCUAAUGUGUGUUUUUCAGGUGGUGUAGUAAUGAUCGUUGUUAUCCAUUCUUGAAUUUUCUAAUCUGUCAAUCCUUUCCACUUGAAGUAUUCCUGUAUCUAAAUGGAAUUAGUUGAGAUUGAAGCCCCUUGUAAAAGGAACAGACAUGGUACAUGGGCACAGUUUGCUUCACGUUGUUGCAAGUCUCAUCAUACUUGGGUUGUCUGGGGCAACAAAGAAGGGGGCAGAAAAAGCAAACAUCCCAGGAGCAGCUCAAUGUGGCACCUGGACAAAGAAUCCCGAAGGGGGCAUUUUCACUUCACCCAACUACCCCAACAAAUACCCUCCAGACAAAGAGUGCGUUUACAUUAUAGAAGCUGCACCCAGGCAAUGCAUUGAUCUGUUCUUUGCUGAACAAUAUUCCAUUGAGCCUUCAUGGGAAUGUAAAUUUGAUCACAUUGAGGUUCGAGAUGGACCAUUUGGCUUUUCUCCAAUUAUUGGACGCUACUGUGGUCAACAAAGUCCACCGUUUAUCAAAUCCAGUGGCCGAUAUCUUUGGAUAAAGUUUUUUGCUGACGGAGAAUUGGAGGCGAUUGGAUUUUCUGCAACUUACAAUUUCAUACCAGACCCUGACUUCAAAGACCUUGGGGCUCUAAAACCUUUGCCAUUUUGUGAGUUUGAAAUGGGAGGACCUGAGGGUAUUGUGGAAUCUCAGCAAAUCACAAAAGAAGGGAAAGCCUUAGAAACAGAGGCGGUUGACUGUAAAUGGUAUAUCCGAGCGCCACCGAGGUCCAAGAUCUAUCUGCGGUUCUUGGACUAUGAGAUGCAGAACUCUAAUGAGUGCAAGCGGAAUUUUGUGGCAGUCUAUGAUGGGAGCAGCUCUGUGGAAGACCUGAAAGCCAAGUUCUGCAGCACUGUGGCGAAUGAUGUGAUGCUGCUGACAGGGCUGGGGGUUAUCCGCAUGUGGGCUGACGAAGGCAGCCGCAACAGCCAUUUCCAGAUACUUUUCACAUCUUUCCAAGAACCUCCCUGUGAAGCCGAUGCAUUCUUUUGCCACAGUAACAUGUGCAUCAAUAACACUUUGGUUUGUAAUGGAGUUCAGAACUGUGUGUAUCCGUGGGAUGAAAACCAUUGCAAAGAAAAGAGAAAAGCUAACCUGCUGGAUAACCUCACAAACACCAGCGGGACUAUAAUAGGAGUAACCUCUGGCAUUGUCAUUAUCCUUCUUGUUGUAUCUGUUAUAGUUCAAAUCAAACAGCCUCGCAAAAAAUUCAUCCAAAGGAACGAAGACUGUGACCAAACAGUGUUUCAGGAGGUGUUUGAGCCCCCACACUAUGAACUCUGCACGCUCAGAGGAACGGGGGCCUCUGCUGAUUUGAUGGACAUUGCCGAUGACUUUGAGAACUACCAUAAACUGAGACGGUCUUCGUCGAAAUGCAUUCACGACCACCACUGUGGAUCUCAGAUGUCCAGCAUCAAGGGUAGCCGCAGUAACCUCAGCACGCGGGAUGCUGCUAUCUUAACUGAAAUACAGCCCCAACCUGUAAUCCCACCCACUAACAGGAGGAGCAUCCUGGUGAUGAAGCACAGCUAUUCGCAGGACGCAGCGGAUGGAUGCGAUCUGGAUGAAAUCGAAGAGGUGCCCACGACAAGUCACAGGCUCUCCAGGCAUGAUAAAGCGGUCCAGCGGUUCUGCCUCAUUGGGUCUCUAAGCAAACAUGAAUCUGAAUACAACACAACUAGGGUCUAAGAGACAAACUCAAGACUGCUUGAGAAUAGUGCAUUCGUCCUGGAUGAUUUCGAGCAAGCUUCAAUGAAAUAUGAAAAUAUGGACCGGGAAUAUACACCAGCAUGAUGUUUUAUGGACUUUUCUUAGUGGAAUAUUUUCAUAGUAUUAUAUAAUAUUAUAACAAUAUCAUUUACUCCAAUAAGAAUGGCAAUAAGAAGCUAUGACAUUUUAAAGCGAGAACUUAACAUUCAGGACAGAAACUUGAAUUCAGGUAUUUUGCCUUGAUUGUCACUUUUUUUUAUAUAUAUAUAUACAUGUAUUAUGCUGAUCACAAUGAAGAACAAGUAAUAUAACAGCUUCGUAUUUUGAUUAAGUAGACUGCUAAAUGGAAAUGUGUGACAAAAAAGACAACUUUUAAUAUUUGGAAAAAAGUAUUAUUUCAUGUUUUAUUAGCUAAAAAACUUGUUAAAAGCAUGCAAUUUAUAUUCCUGUUCUGUGCAACUAGGUAUACAUUAUAUUUUGUGUCCAAUGCCUGCUACCUGUAUAUUUCUAUGAAAUAUGUUACACUAAUAACUAUUAAUUACUAUACCUAUUUCUUUCAUACAUUUUAAGUUACCAGGCAAUAUAGCAUAAACUUUAAUAAGGUUCGCUCACAACUAUUGCUGAACAUGCAUUGCAUUUUAACAUCUAUACUAUUCUACUUGAAAGAAGAUCGUGUCCAUAUCGAAAUGAAAAAAGUUUGUCUGGUAAGAAAAGAAAGAAGCAAUUUAAAUGCAUGCUAAUAGGUGGUCCAACCAAAUUUCAAAUAUAAUUCAAUAGCAUACCCUUAUCUUCUACCACUAUUCAAAGUGACAGGAUUUUGCUCACAGAGGCAAAACUCAAAACUCAAAACAUACUGUAUGCAGGAUUUUUCUGUAAUAAAAUGUGAGAUUGCUUUAAAUUAAAUUUGGCUUUGAAGAAAAGUCAUUAUUUUGACAUAAAAUAUGUGAUUUAUAAUUUUAAAACACUGUCCUGGUGUUUACUGUCCGUGUUGUGUUUUGUGUUUUGUUCAUGUGUUAUUUGUAUACUUAUGCAAACUUUGUUUUCUUAAAAAAAACAAAAAAAAACUCCUAAAACAGAUGCUUUUAAACAUACAAAAUGCUUUGUAAAUAAAGAAAAAAAGUCACACGAUAUUCUUUUAGAAUUUUAUUUAUUUAAAUUUGUGUUCAUUUUGUUUUGUGUUUAUUUAGUUUAUUAUUUAUAUAUACUGUAGGUUAUACAAUACAUUUUUAUACAGUAGUAUAUCACUAAAUGCAUUUUCCAAUAAUUCAUCUACAUUGUUUACAAUGGGUAACAACACAUUUUUCCAUGGCAACAGCAGAUGUGUCAGUCUGCUCUGUAAGGAUCAGAUUCCGCGUCUGCACCUAUGUGGUGUAUAAUAUUGUUAAGAGCAACCCAACUAGUACUAGUAUUCCAAAUAGCAAUGAAACUAUGAAUCUCCCACUAACAGGUAUAGAAAGUAUAAUAGUGAUUUGUAAAAGGUAUAAUUUGAAUAGCUGGAAAAAAACAAACAUAUAAUUUUUGAACUAAAUGGCAUCCUGAGAUCAUAAACAUCUAUUGAUUCGAAAUUAUACAAACAUAAUUACCAUCCCAAUGUAACAGACAGCGUAUGAUUCACAGUGCCCCAGAGGUGAGACAAGGUCAAAACCUGCUAGAGCAAAUGCCUGGCUCUUUUGUACCAUGUACCAGGAUCGCCGUUUUGCCUACAGUCUGUAUACUGGUUAAGGUAUAUGAAGGUACAGUAUACUAAAACACAGGGCAACUGACUUUGCCAUGUGGAUGUCAGCAUAUGCUAUUUGUGUGUGUGUGAGGGAGAGUAUGCAUUGAAAUCAUGAAGGUGUGACCUGAGAUGUCUCCAGACAGUUAUGAGAAACUCUUAGUUACACCAGGGACUCGAUUCUCGAAUAUUGAUGCACCUACAUCAGGAAUUAGAUUGUCUCAGUCACAAUCCUGUUCAUGAGUGUUUCCCAAAUUGGCCUGUAAGCAUCAACAUAAUAUGUAAAAUAGACUAUAAUUAUCUAAAUAAAAAGUUCAUGUGGUCUUUCAAGUAAAAUAAGAAAGUAAAGAUCUGUAUUGUAUUAAAUGCUUGGGUCCCUCAGUAGCUCACUUGGUUAAAGCACUGCAGCGUGGUAUACAGUGAGUCAUAAAGACAGAGGAGCACAGGUUUGCAUCCUCACUGGGCAAAGUCGCUCGUUUCAAUGGGGAUUCCACAUGACAUUGGGGUUAGGGAAGCAAAACUGUCAAGGACUGUUUCUUCUCCUGGUGCUAGAGCGACCCUCUACUGGCCAGACGCCUGGUGGGCUCAAGCACCUACAGGCCAAGCCAUUGCCUUCCAGAAGCCAGUAGCUCAUGGACCUCUGCUCUUGAGUUCCUGGGUGUAAAGAAGCAAUUGGCUAGAACGUAAUUUUACAUUCUAAAUUAGGCAGAAAAUCGGUCACUCUAAAUUGAAAAAAAAGCAGCUCAGCUGAACAUUUUUCAUAGCUAUUUUAUAUUAUUUGUAAAAUGAGACACAUGAGUCCUCAUUUCAUUUCAAUAUCAAACUGGGGCUGUAGCCAGUUCUGUCUGCAGUUUAGAAUCUACUAUCCAGUCUGCAGCCGGACACAAAAGUCAAAGAUCACCUGUUGGUAUCAUGGUUUUGUAUUACUGCUAUUUAUUAAUUCAGUUAAAAAAUGAGUUUCCUACCAUUUGUUUGUCAGUGGGUAUCUCAUAGCCUGCUUGCAUUUGCAGAAUGGAUGUUCAGUACUGUUGGUAAGUCAAUGUGCAUACUUUUAGUAACACCCUGUGUCAAGUGUUUUGCUUGUAGGCAUAUGAAUGGGAUGACAAUCCUUCAUAAUGUUCAAUAGAAUGGGCUGACCACAAGCAGAUUGAGUACAGAAGCUGAGCUGAACACCACAAAGGUGUAGCACAUGCUGAAUUUACAAAGAAAGAACACAACAAUGAAAGUUAAUAUAUCUCUUUACUAUAGGAAAACUGUUUUCAAAGACAUAUUUUCUGCAUCCUAUAAUUACGUUCCUCAAUUUGAAAUAAUACACAAGGUUGUUUUCUGGAAUUUGAAAACUAUGUCAUGAUGUUAAAAUAGACUGCGUGCCAAAAAAUCAUCUUUUAAGAAGUGAUGCUUACAUUUUGAUUCUUACUGCAUACUUCAUAUUACAAUUAAAAAUGUGCGUGCCAAUAUUACCAACCUGGAACUGAAGCACAAUAUCAGCUGAUGCUAAACAUGUAGAGGUGCAGAAAAUAAGGCCAGUACAGUGCUCCCCCUUUGUAAUGCGGUACAGUCAUGGCUCCCAUUUGCCCCAUAAUGCCAUUACACUAACACAAGUAUUCUCGUUAUACAGCAGAACACAAACAGCACGGUCUCUUAACUAUGGCUCCCGACUACAGCGUUAUAAAGUGGAAACACUGCAUAACUUUAUUUUUACAUUAUUUUUACAUUUAUGACCACAUGAUAAAAAAAAAAUAGUCUUAUACUGUUAGCCUAUACAAUAGGGAGUUAGGAAGUUAGCCUAUACAAUAAAUACAACAUAUACUGUUCGAUAUAUAAUGGGUUAUGCAUUAUAAGUUUAAAAAUAACAUAACAUUAUUUAGUUGUAUGCAUACUUAACCAGUAGGUACUGUAUAUACCUACUGUAAUAAGCACUCUAACACAAACACUGCCCCUGUUUAUGAUGUUGAGAGCCUGAAGUGACGAAAUACAAAAACAGACCUAAUAGUGUUUUCAUUUUUCUACAGGCAGCGACAUCAGCAAACUGCGUCUUGCCAAGUAUGACAUCCAGUGGAAUUAACUCCAUCCUACACGAAAGAACUGCUGUUCUCUGAAAGUUUAAAAAUGUAUUGUGACCAAGAAAAAAAAAAAACUUUUUAUUGUGAUAUGCAUUUGAUAUGUUUUGCUAAACUUGAAGCCAACAUGUUGUGAUGCAGAUGUUUUAAUUACAGUUUCUUUUAGAUUUACUGGUAUGGAUAUUGCAGCCCUCUACAUUGGGUUCUGUCCAUUUUCUUCCCUUAACUGUCUGGCUGGUUGAGGCUGACAGAUAUUUACACUUUUUAAACUUGCAAUGCUUAAUUCAAUUUGCGGCCCUAUUAAGUCUUUCCUGGUUGCCCAGAUUGAUUUAAAACGGAUGUUCCCAUCACUGAUGGUGGUAAUUUGCAAAGGAUUUCUGAGUAAUGCCUGGAGUUGAACAUUACCAUCUCAUGUCAUCUCAGGACCAAAGUGAUUUAUUUUUACUCCAUCCCUAAGGAAGCAUUAAUCCAAGACUUAGUGGGCUGACUCUAAAACUCACUUUUCACUAUUCUAUAAUGAGCUGCAUCUGAAUGGAUUAAAGGUCUUAAAAUCUAUUUUACUACCUUGUAUUACAAUAAGCAACAUCAUCAGUGAUGCUCUUUUUUGUGUUGUUGAAUAUUUUCAUUAAAAUGAUUUUGUAACUCCAAAACGUCACUGAUUUGUUACUGAUUUGUGCAACUCCACUCCUUGGAAUCUGGUUCAUCUGGUAUUAGUCUCCCUUUCCUCUCUGGUAUCUCCUCUUAAAGUUAUUGUAGCUAGCAAAAUAAUUCCAU
This is a messenger RNA of Acipenser ruthenus (sterlet), 7190 nucleotides long. RefSeq names its product neuropilin and tolloid-like protein 1. Gene Ontology annotation, molecular function: protein binding. The coding region runs from base 1038 to 2621 and encodes 527 amino acids. The record is from RefSeq and is a predicted model, not a curated record. NCBI's taxonomy places the organism in Eukaryota, Metazoa, Chordata, Actinopteri, Acipenseriformes, Acipenseridae. The transcript is spliced from 11 exons.